Mycena citricolor is the source of this 1789-nucleotide messenger RNA. Lineage: Eukaryota; Fungi; Basidiomycota; Agaricomycetes; Agaricales; Mycenaceae. The record is from the annotation of a GenBank genome assembly.
CACGGACAGUGGAGCGGGCGUAGCUCUUCGUAGAAUGCUGUGACUAAGUCUGUCUCCCCCCAUGUACUCUUGUGUGUCUACGCCGGGAGCACGUGACCCCUACUCCAUGUGCCCCCAUUUAUUUAUUUUUUUGGUGGGACGUUCAAAGGUUCGAGUUCCGGACAUAGUCUUUUACUCUUACCCGUCGUUUGCGGCCAAGGCAUUGGGACCUAGCCAAGUAGAGGAGUUUACCACACGGGGAAAUGCGCUUAGUAACCGGAGUUACCCGCACGAUACACCCGAAUUCUCGCGGUGCCGUGUGUGGGGCUUCGGCUUCGGUUCGGGAGUCGCCUGGCGACUCCUUCCUUACCGUUAGCCGACACCCACUAAAACCCCGCCUCCCUUGGUCCAAUCGUCUGGGAGAUGCUCCUCGUUUUGUAUCGUCUUUGUCCACGUCUUCCUGACCAGGGAAGGUUUGAUUGCUUUUGGCCCGUAUCUGGCAGUGUUCGUCAUCACGCAAUCGAUGAGCAGUCGUGUGUUUAUGGCGCGUAGCCACCUGUUUUGGAUUUCGCGUCUGGAGGCCUCAUCCUUCUCCUGGAUUACUCAGCCGCGACAGGCUGGCGUUGCCUAGGCCCCGUUUUCUUCUUCCAUAUCACGUUCGCAAGAUCCCAUAUCUGGCUCUGGCCGGCGGCCUCGCAUCUGAGCAGGAUGUGUUCCAUGUUCUCGAUCACCUCUCCGCAGUGCUUGCAGUACGCCUUCUCUUCGUGGCCUGGUAUCUUACGCCAGUGGUCUCCAACUUUAUAGCCGUCAUGUAUUAGCAUCCACAGGAAAUAUCUGACGCUUCGGGAGAAGUCUUGGUGUCUCGUUGAUAACCAUAUUUGUGCAGUGGUUGCUGCGCCUCUUGGCUCUGGUUCCAGGAGUACUGUUGCUUCUUUUGCCAGUUCAAUAUUACGGGUGGUUGCUUUCUGGUCUAGAGCAUCCUGCGAUUGCGUCAUUGCCUUCAGCUUUGCUCCUGGAAGGACAAGGGACUCAUUGAUUCGUGUAUCGAUGAUAUCCGGAGCAUUCUUCCGGCGGCCUUCGUCUGCUAGACGGUCUCCGUUUGCGGUGAGGAAGAAUCCUUGGUCUUCCCAUUUCCGAAUGCUUUGGGAGCCCGGGCGGGCACAGGUCAAUUGUUUCCUUCACUGCGAGCAUCUCUGCUACCUGGUUGGAUGGGCCGAACUCGUUGGGGAUCUUAAUUGCCCUAUUCAUGUUAUCGUUAUCAUUGAAGUAUAUUCCCGCACCGGCUUCAGCUCCUUCGCGGCCAUUGUUUGUUGCAGAGCCGUCUGUAUUUGGCGCUGCGGCAUCCAUGUUCCUCUCGUUGUCCGUAAAGACUCUGAAGAUAUCGCCCACCAAGCCUGUCGUUGUUAUGCGUUGGUCUAUAUCUCGCGUCUCGACGCCAUUUACGUUGAUCACUUCGGGUGUCAUUCUGUGUUCAUAGUCUUCGGGUUGGGUUUUUCUAGGGUCCCAUUUGGGGUCUAGGGUGUCCAGCAUCUCACCGGCCUUCCUGUAGCAUACAUGUGGGCUGGUACAUCCGGUGGAUUCUCUGACUUCGGUACACGCAUUGCACCUGCAUCGCUUUGAGGCGACAUGACGGUUAGUCCGCAUCUUCCGUUCGAGCUGGACUGCAUCUUUGACAGUCUUCAUUUUAUGUUUCUCCUUGAGGCACUUGAUAGUAUCUUUCUUGUAUUUCCACAUUCCAUGUUCUGCGUUCGAUUUUGUGUGGUGCCAGAUUAUCAUCUGGCCCUGUAUCUCUCGCGACACGGCUAUUGCG